Messenger RNA from Trichechus manatus latirostris (Florida manatee), 9254 nucleotides. RefSeq names its product ubiquitin specific peptidase 24 (gene USP24). Gene Ontology annotation, cellular component: cytosol; nucleus. The transcript has 68 exons. Gene Ontology annotation, biological process: protein deubiquitination. Gene Ontology annotation, molecular function: cysteine-type deubiquitinase activity; protein binding. Lineage: Eukaryota; Metazoa; Chordata; Mammalia; Sirenia; Trichechidae. The record is from RefSeq and is a predicted model, not a curated record. The coding region runs from base 243 to 8342 and encodes 2699 amino acids.
AACAUGGCGGCGCGCAGGGCUGGGCCGGGCCGCUGCCGCGCCUGAGCACUCCACCGCCCUACCUCGGCUCGCGGUACCCACGCUUGCACCCAACCUGGCCCCGCGGCUGCGGAGCAGCCAGGGCAGGAACGCAGGGCCCUGCCUGGGUGCAGGGGCGCGGCGGAGAUAGCGCCACGCGGCUCGCGAGGCCGGGGACCCGCAGCUUCGCCGCUUACCACCGGCGCGGCCCGGAGGCCCGAACCAUGGAAUCAGAGGAGGAGCAGCACAUGACCACGCUGCUGUGCAUGGGCUUCUCGGACCCCGCCACCAUUCGCAAGGCCCUGCGCCUGGCCAAAAACGACAUCAAUGAGGCCGUGGCGCUGCUCACCAACGAGCGGCCGGGCCUGGACUACGGCGGCUACGAACCUAUGGACAGCGGCGGUGGCCCCAGUCCCGGGCCUGGCGGGGGCCCGCGGGGCGACGGUGGAGGCGACGGCGGCAGCGGCCCGUCUCGGGGCGGGAGCAUCGGAGGCGGGGGCGGCUUUGACCCCCCGCCCGCGUACCACGAGGUGGUGGACGCUGAGAAGAAUGAUGAAAAUGGAAACUGCUCAGGAGAAGGAAUUGAAUUCCCUACAACAAACCUAUAUGAACUGGAAAGCCGUGUUUUGACUGAUCAGUGGUCUAUCCCUUACAAGCGAGAAGAAUCACUAGGGAAAUGCCUGUUGGCGUCGACCUACUUAGCAAGACUUGGUCUUUGCGAGUCUGAUGAGAAUUGUAAAAGAUUUAUGGAUAGGUGUAUGCCUGAAGCAUUUAAAAAGCUCCUGACAUCAAGUGCUGUUCACAAGUGGGGUACUGAAAUUCAUGAAGGGAUCUACAACAUGUUGAUGCUGUUGAUUGAACUGGUUGCAGAAAGAAUAAAACAAGACCCAAUUCCUAUUGGUCUCCUGGGUGUGCUUACAAUGGCUUUCAAUCCUGAUAAUGAAUACCAUUUUAAAAACAGAAUGAAAUUAUCUCAAAGGAAUUGGGCAGAAGUGUUUGGAGAGGGAAAUAUGUUUGCUAUUUCACCGGUAUCUACUUUCCAAAAGGAGCCUCAUGGAUGGGUUGUGGAUUUGGUAAAUAAGUUUGGAGAAUUAGGUGGGUUUGCAGCAAUCCAAGCCAAGCUCCAUUCAGAAGAUGUAGAACUUGGGGCAGUCUCGGCAUUGCUGCAGCCCCUAGGAGUGUGUGCAGAGUACCUUAACUCCUCAGUGGUACAGCCCAUGCUAGACCCAGUUAUCCUCACUACAAUUCAGGAUGUGCGGAGCGUGGAGGAGAAGGACCUCAAAGACAAGAGAUUGGUUAGCAUCCCUGAGCUCUUGUCUGCCAUUAAGUUACUUUGCAUGCGCUUCCAACCGGAUCUGGUCACAGUUGUGGAUGACCUACGGCUAGACAUUCUGCUGCGCAUGCUGAAAUCGCCACAUUUUAGUGCUAAAAUGAAUUCCCUCAAAGAAGUAACCAAACUAAUAGAAGACAGCACUUUAUCCAAAUCUGUGAAGAAUGCAAUAGAUACAGACAGAUUAUUAGAUUGGCUAGUAGAGAACUCAGUUCUGUCAAUUGCAUUGGAAGGCAACAUAGACCAAGCACAAUACUGUGAUCGUAUAAAGGGAAUUAUUGAACUCUUGGGUAGUAAAUUGUCUUUAGAUGAGCUGACUAAAAUUUGGAAGAUACAGUCAGGACAAUCAUCUACUGUGAUCGAGAAUAUUCAUACUAUUAUCGCGGCAGCAGCUGUGAAAUUUAACUCGGAUCAGCUUAAUCAUUUGUUUGUUCUCAUUCAGAAGAGCUGGGAGAUUGAGAGCGAUAGAGUAAGACAGAAGCUACUGAGCCUGAUAGGACGAAUAGGCCGGGAAGCUCGCUUUGAAACCACUUCUGGAAAGGUGUUAGACGUGCUCUGGGAACUGGCUCAUCUUCCGACCCUGCCCAGUAGCCUCAUUCAGCAAGCCUUGGAGGAGCACCUGACAAUCCUUAGUGAUGCAUAUGCAGUGAAAGAAACAAUCAAGAAGAGCUACAUCGUCAAGUGCAUAGAAGAUAUUAAAAGGCCUGGAGAAUGGUCAAGUUUGGAUAAAAACAAGAAGGAUGGAUUCAAGUCAUCUCAACUUAAUAAUCCUCAGUUUGUAUGGGUGGUACCAGCUUUGCGCCAGCUCCAUGAAAUCACCCGUUCAUUUAUAAAACAAACUUAUCAAAAGCAAGACAAGAGCAUUAUUCAAGAUUUGAAGAAAAAUUUUGAAAUAGUCAAAUUGGUAACAGGCAGUUUGAUAGCUUGUCAUCGACUGGCAGCAGCAGUGGCUGGACCUGGAGGACUAACUGGUUCAACACUAGUGGAUGGCCGAUACACUUACCGGGAGUAUUUAGAGGCACAUCUAAAAUUUCUGGCAUUUUUCUUGCAAGAAGCUACUCUGUAUCUGGGUUGGAAUCGUGCCAAGGAGAUGUGGGAAUGUCUUGUGACCGGCCAGGAUGUGUGUGAAUUAGAUAGAGAGAUGUGUUUUGAAUGGUUUACAAAAGGGCAGCAUGAUCUUGAGAGUGAUGUUCAGCAGCAGCUCUUCAAGGAGAAAAUCCUUAAAUUGGAGUCAUAUGAAAUCACUAUGAAUGGUUUUAACUUGUUUAAAACUUUUUUUGAAAACGUGAAUCUCUGUGAUCAUCGAUUAAAAAGACAAGGUGCUCAAUUGUAUGUAGAAAAGCUGGAGUUGAUAGGAAUGGAUUUCAUUUGGAAAAUAGCCAUGGAAUCACCUGAUGAAGAAAUUGCUAAUGAAGCUAUUCAGUUAAUCAUAAACUAUAGUUACAUUAACUUAAAUCCUAGGUUAAAGAAGGAUUCAGUAUCUUUACAUAAGAAAUUUAUUGCUGAUUGCUACACAAGACUAGAAGCAGCCAGCUCAGCACUUGGUGGCCCCACUCUAACGCAUGCUGUGACCAGAGCAACAAAAAUGCUUACAGCAACUGCCAUGCCGACUGUAGCAACAUCAGUUCAGUCUCCAUAUAGAUCCACUAAACUUGUAAUAAUUGAGAGAUUGCUGCUUCUGGCAGAACGCUAUGUGAUCACUAUAGAGGAUUUUUACUCUGUUCCACGAACUAUUCUACCUCAUGGUGCCUCAUUUCAUGGACAUCUUUUAACUCUUAAUGUUACCUAUGAGUCUACCAAAGAUACCUUCACCGUAGAGGCUCACAGUAAUGAAACCAUAGGGAGUGUCCGGUGGAAGAUAGCCAAGCAGUUGUGCUCUCCUGUGGAUAAUAUACAGAUAUUUACAAAUGAUAGUCUGCUGACAGUGAAUAAAGAUCAAAAACUACUCCACCAACUGGGCUUUUCCGAUGAACAAGUCCUCACAGUAAAGACUUCAGGCAGCGGGACCCCAUCUGGGAGCUCAGCAGAUUCCUCAACCAGUUCCAGCAGCAGUAGCAGUGGGGUUUUUAGUUCAUCAUAUGCCAUGGAGCAGGAGAAGUCCCUUCCUGGUGUUGUGAUGGCACUUGUAUGCAAUGUAUUUGACAUGCUUUACCAGCUUGCCAAUCUAGAGGAGCCAAGGAUAACUCUACGAGUACGAAAGCUUCUGCUCUUGAUACCCACUGAUCCAGCCAUUCAGGAAGCCCUUGAUCAACUUGAUUCUUUAGGAAGAAAGAAAACAUUGCUAUCUGAAUCAAGUUCUCAGUCUUCAAAAUCCCCUUCCCUUUCUUCAAAGCAACAGCAUCAGCCUAGUGCCAGUUCAAUUUUAGAAAGUCUAUUUCGAUCUUUUGCUCCGGGAAUGUCCACCUUCAGAGUGCUUUACAACUUAGAAGUGCUAAGCUCUAAACUCAUGCCAACAGCUGAUGAUGACAUGGCAAGAAGCUGUGCAAAAUCAUUCUGUGAGAACUUCCUUAAAGCGGGAGGUUUGAGUUUGGUUGUAAAUGUCAUGCAGAGGGAUUCCAUCCCAUCAGAAGUAGACUAUGAAACAAGGCAAGGUGUUUAUUCCAUCUGUCUGCAACUUGCAAGAUUUUUGCUUGUUGGACAAACAAUGCCCACAUUAUUAGAUGAAGACCUCACCAAAGAUGGCAUAGAAGCACUUUCUUCUCGCCCAUUCCGAAAUGUCAGCCGUCAGACAAGCAGGCAGAUGUCCUUAUGUGGUACCCCAGAGAAGUCAUCCUACCGACAGCUGUCAGUGUCUGAUAGGUCCUCUAUUAGAGUUGAGGAAAUCAUCCCUGCUGCACGGGUUGCGAUACAAACAAUGGAAGUAAGUGAUUUCACUUCUACCGUGGCUUGUUUCAUGAGAUUGUCGUGGGCUGCAGCUGCAGGACGCCUAGACCUUGUUGGGAGUAGCCAACCAAUUAAAGAAAGUAAUUCUCUGUUUCCUGCUGGAAUUCGAAACAGACUCAGCAGUUCAGGAAGCAAUUGCAGCUCUGGGAGCGAAGGAGAACCAGUAGCCCUGCAUGCAGGAAUCUGCGUUCGACAGCAGUCUGUAUCCACCAAAGACUCACUGAUUGCCGGAGAGGCUUUGUCUCUUCUGGUUACAUGCCUACAGCUUCGGAGCCAGCAGCUGGCAUCUUUUUAUAAUUUGCCCUGUGUUGCUGAUUUUAUCAUCGAUAUUCUACUUGGAUCCCCAAGUGCUGAGAUUCGCCGUGUUGCCUGUGAUCAGCUGUAUACUCUUAGUCAGACAGAUACUUCAGCUCACCCAGAUGUACAGAAGCCAAAUCAGUUUCUCCUAGGUGUCAUUCUCACGGCUCAGCUGCCUCUCUGGUCCCCGACCAGUAUUAUGAGAGGAGUCAAUCAGAGACUGUUAUCUCAGUGUAUGGAGUAUUUUGAUCUGAGGUGCCAAUUAUUAGAUGAUCUGACAACUUCAGAAAUGGAGCAGUUAAGAAUCAGCCCAGCUACUAUGCUGGAAGACGAGAUUACUUGGCUGGAUAACUUUGAACCUAAUCGCACAGCUGAAUGUGAAACCAGUGAAGCAGACAACAUCUUAUUGGCAGGACACUUACGACUCAUUAAGACCCUUCUUUCACUCUGUGGGGCAGAAAAGGAAAUGCUUGGUUCAUCACUCAUUAAACCAUUGUUAGAUGACUUCCUUUUCCGAGCUUCUAGAAUUAUUUUAAAUAGUCAUUCUCCAGCUGGCAGUGCCGCCAUCAGUCAACAGGACUUUCAUCCAAAAUGUAGUACAGUGAACAGCCGAUUGGCAGCCUAUGAAGUCCUUGUAAUGUUGGCUGAUAGCUCACCCUCAAAUCUUCAGAUUAUUACAAAAGAACUACUUUCUAUGCAUCAUCAACCCGACCCUGCUCUUACCAAGGAGUUUGAUGUAAGUUUUCCAGACUUUGGCAUAUUUAAUUUUUUAGGAUUUCUUAAACAUACAAUUUUAAAAUUAUGUUUCAUUUUCCUAACCACAAAGAAAUCGCUCACCACGCCCCCAGUGCGUCUGGGGAUGCAAGUGGCGUGGCAAAGCGGGCCAGCCUUCCCCAUCACCACGGAGCCCAUGGGGUUGGGGAUGGUGGUGGUCCGGGGUUGCCUGCCACCUCCAAAGCAGCAAGGGCCCACCAUCACCUGGCUGCUGUCCAGGACUCCAUGCAGGCCCCCCGCACCUCGACACUCCACCUUCCUGCUCCACCAGCCCUGGAGAUGGACAGCAGGAGACUCCCAGGCCUGUGGGCAGUCAUUACUUUCAGUGGACGAUGACACGGACAAUCCAGAUGAUAGUGUAUUCUACCAAGUGCAGUCUCUCUUUGGGCAUUUGAUGGAAAGCAAGCUGCAGUAUUAUGUACCUGAGAACUUUUGGAAGGUAUUUCACCCAAUAACUCUUUUAGAUUUAAAUUUGUUAUAUAUUUGGAGUUUAGCUACGUUCCUUCUCUAUUUCACAAAUACCAUAAACCAACCCAAACCUAUUGGGAAAAUGGGAAGAGACCAGAUUUUUAAGAAUACUUUUCAGGGCAUCUAUUCUGAUCAGAAGAUCUGUAAAGACUGUCCUCACAGAUAUGAGCGUGAGGAAGCUUUCAUGGCGCUCAAUCUAGGAGUUACUUCUUGUCAAAGUUUGGAAAUUUCUUUGGAUCAGUUUGUUAGAGGAGAAGUUCUAGAGGGAAGUAAUGCAUAUUACUGUGAAAAGUGUAAAGAGAAGAGAAUAACGGUGAAAAGGACCUGUAUUAAGUCUUUACCCAGUGUCUUGGUAAUUCACCUAAUGAGAUUUGGAUUUGACUGGGAGAGUGGACGCUCCAUUAAAUACGAUGAACAAAUAAGGUUUCCCUGGAUGCUAAACAUGGAGCCUUACACAGUUUCAGGAAUGGCUCGCCAAGAUUCAUCUUCUGAAGUUGGUGAAAACGGGCGAAGUAUGGAUCAGGGGGGUGGAGGAUCCCCAAGGAAAAAAGUGGCCCUCACAGAAAACUAUGAGCUCGUCGGUGUCAUCGUACACAGUGGGCAGGCACAUGCAGGCCACUACUAUUCCUUCAUUAAGGAUCGGCGGGGAUGUGGAAAAGGAAAGUGGUAUAAAUUUAACGACACAGUUAUAGAAGAGUUUGACCUAAACGAUGAGACCUUGGAGUACGAAUGCUUUGGAGGAGAAUAUAGACCAAAAGUUUAUGAUCAAACAAACCCAUAUACUGAUGUACGCCGAAGAUACUGGAAUGCCUAUAUGCUCUUCUACCAAAGGGUAUCUGAUCAAAACUCCCCGGUAUUACCAAAGAAAAGUCGAGUCAGCGUUGUAAGACAGGAAGCUGAGGAUCUGUCUCUAUCAGCUCCAUCUUCACCAGAAAUUUCACCUCAGUCAUCUCCUCGGCCCCACAGGCCUAAUAAUGACCGGCUCUCUAUUCUAACCAAGUUAGUUAAAAAAGGAGAGAAGAAAGGAUUAUUUGUGGAGAAAAUGCCUGCUCGAAUAUACCAGAUGGUGAGAGAUGAAAACCUCAAGUUUAUGAAGAAUAGAGAUGUGUACAGUAGUGACUAUUUCAGUUUUGUUUUGUCUUUAGCUUCGUUAAAUGCUACUAAAUUAAAGCAUCCAUAUUAUCCUUGCAUGGCAAAGGUGAGCUUACAGCUUGCCAUCCAGUUCCUUUUUCAAACUUAUCUACGGACAAAGAAAAAACUCAGGGUUGACACUGAAGAGUGGAUUGCCACUAUUGAAGCAUUGCUUUCAAAAAGUUUUGAUGCCUGUCAGUGGCUAGUUGAAUAUUUUAUUAGUUCUGAAGGACGAGAGUUAAUAAAGAUUUUCUUGUUGGAGUGCAGUGUGAGAGAAGUACGAGUUGCUGUAGCCACCAUUCUGGAGAAAACUCUAGAUAGUGCCUUGUUGUAUCAGGAUGAGUUAAAAAGCCUUCACCAGUUACUGGAGGUACUACUAGCUCUGUUGGAUAAAGAUGUUCCAGAAAAUUGUAAAAACUGUGCUCAGUACUUUUUCCUCUUCAACACUUUUGUACAAAAGCAAGGUAUUAGGGCUGGAGAUCUCCUCCUGAGGCAUUCCGCUCUGCGGCACAUGAUCAGCUUUCUCCUAGGGGCCAAUCGGCAAAACAAUCAGAUACGUCGAUGGAGUUCAGCACAAGCCCGAGAAUUUGGGAAUCUUCACAACACAGUGGCAUUACUGGUUUUGCAUUCGGAUGUCUCUUCCCAAAGGAAUGUUGCUCCUGGUAUAUUUAAACAACGGACGCCCAUUAGCAUUGCUCCCUCCAGCCCUCUGUUGCACCUCCACGAGGAAGUAGAAGCUUUGUUGUUCUUGUCUGAAGGGAAGCCUUACCUGUUAGAGGUGAUGUUCGCUUUGCGAGAGCUGACAGGCUCGCUCUUGGCCCUCAUUGAGAUGGUGGUGUACUGCUGUUUCUGUAAUGAACAUUUUUCCUUCACUAUGCUGCACUUCAUUAAGAACCAACUGGAAACAGCUCCACCCCAUGAAUUAAAGAAUACGUUCCAACUACUUCAUGAGAUUUUGGUCAUUGAAGAUCCCAUACAAGUAGAACGAGUCAAAUUUGUGUUCGAGACGGAAAAUGGAUUACUAGCUUUGAUGCACCACAGUAAUCACGUGGACAGUAGUCGCUGCUACCAGUGUGUCAAGUUUCUUGUAACUCUUGCUCAAAAGUGUCCUGCUGCUAAAGAAUAUUUCAAGGAGAAUUCCCAUCAUUGGAGUUGGGCUGUACAAUGGUUACAGAAGAAGAUGUCAGAACAUUAUUGGACACCGCAGAGUAAUGUCUCUAAUGAAACAUCAACUGGAAAAACCUUUCAGCGAACGAUUUCAGCUCAGGACACAUUAGCAUAUGCCACAGCUUUGUUGAAUGAAAAAGAGCAAUCAGGAAGCAGUAAUGGGUCGGAGAGCAGUCCUGCCAAUGAGAACGGAGAGAGGCAUUUACAACAGGGCUCCGAGUCACCGAUGAUGAUCGGGGAGUUGAGAAGCGACCUUGACGACGUGGACCCUUAGAGGGGCAUGCGCAGACGAGACGAGGAGUCAGAGCACAGCCAGAAUGCUCAGCACCUUUUCAAAUCAGAAUCUCAUCCUUCAGACCUUUAGAAGAGCCUGGAGAUUGAACUGGGAGAACCUUCCAUGACACUGGAAACCAAUGUUUUUGAAAGAAAGCACUCUUUGGCCACUAAAAGGUUUGGGAGCUGUUUGGCAGUGAGAGAGCUCUGGCAUGUGGAGCAGCUGUCCCAGGGGGGACAGUCUACGCCUGAAUUAACAUUUUUGUGGAGAUUUUAGGAAAUAAAGCCGGUGGCAGACUUUUUUGUUACAUGAACAUAGAAGAGUGAGGGUAAAGCUGUUGCUUUUUCUAUGAUGCUACAAAAGAAAUUUCUUUGGUUUUUAUAUUUAAAAAAAAAAAAAAAAGCAAGCUGCCUUUAGACGUGUGGGGGCAAAUUUUUAAUCUUGCAGUAACAUUGAAUAGGAAUAUCCAAUUUAAAAUAAUGUAAAGAUGUGAUAAAAUUCAUUUUCAUUGUAAAAUACUAGUUAAAGAUACAGUUUACACAGACCUUUGUAUUUAAUAUGUCUCCCUAUUUGUACAGAAUUUCAGAAGGGUUUAGAUGAAAGCUCUGGGCAUAAGCUUGGAUCUCAGUGAAAUGUUACUGGGAUCAAAAAUUGGAAAUUAUUAAGCUCUUUAAGAUAUUUUUCUGAUAAUAAUUGAGAUUGAAAAGAGCAAUAAAAAAAUGCUGUGUUCUCCAGAAGUACAAGGUGCAUUCUUUAACAUCAGUCACUAAAGAAGCUAUGAGUUGCUCCCAAAACAAAUUUUAAAAAUACCAAAAUAAAAAGCACUUUAAGAUAUAAUUUUAUUACAGUUUGACUUCAUGAAAUCAUCUUUUUAACACUUGGAGACAUAUUGAAUAAACUGUAGUCUUAAAU